This is a messenger RNA of Aplysia californica (California sea hare), 6500 nucleotides long. RefSeq names its product zinc finger protein 37-like. Gene Ontology annotation, cellular component: chromosome. Bases 419 to 3319 code for a protein of 966 amino acids. Gene Ontology annotation, biological process: regulation of transcription by RNA polymerase II. Lineage: Eukaryota; Metazoa; Mollusca; Gastropoda; Aplysiida; Aplysiidae. The record is from RefSeq and is a predicted model, not a curated record. The transcript has a single exon. Gene Ontology annotation, molecular function: chromatin insulator sequence binding; protein binding.
CUCUGCUCUCUCCCCAUCCAUAUCUCGACCAUUCCUACAAUUCCUUCUCGUCUGUGAACACGCAUAACAUCUUCUUAUAACUAAGUUUUCGUACAAACGUCUCUCAUUCUUUCUAUUUAAAGCAUAGGGAAAUGGAAUAUAAUACACGUAAUAAUAUGAUUUCCAUUAAUUUUGUAAAACGCGAAAUACGUUUGGAAAGAAAAUGUAAACUUUCUAGAUCCGCAGAAAAUAGGGAGCAUUUUUAGCAAAGUGAAAAUAAGACAUUUUAGCCUUGUACUCCUGUUAUCCAUGUAGUAAAAUUCAAAUAUAAGGUGUACUUUGAUAAUACACUUAUAUUUUCACUGAAAUAAUAUUUUCUGUGGGGAUAUAGGAUCCAGUGUUUUCACCUCCAGAAAAAUUUACUCGUCUCCCUGUCAAAAUGGCGACGUACACAGGUCUCAGUCGCUGUGGAGUUUUUCACGACCAAACCCAUUUAAAGAACUGUUUAAUUGCUUUGAACGACCAAAGAAACUUAUCUCAGUUUUGUGAUGUUGUGCUCAAGGUAUGUGGAACACAGAUAUAUGCCCACUCUAAUGUGCUUGCAGCUGCGAGUCCGUAUUUUGGUUCGAUCUUGGGCAUUGGUGCAGACUGCCCGAGAGGAUUCUCACAAAAACAACCUCAAAUAAUCGAAAUCCACAUAGAUUCCCAUGACGGGGAUGGUGGUUAUGGUGAGGCAGUGAGCAAAGUAGUUGAGUUUAUGUACACUUCUAAUAUUACAUUAAAGGCUACUCUAAUAACUCAAGUUAUUGAGAUCGGAAAAAUUAUGAGAAUGGACACUUUGCUUCAGUUUUGUGAUAUGUUUCAAAAUGGGGAAGACAGCAAUGACCCGAAGACUAUUGGCACCUGCACAACUGGUUUGGAAGAGAUUGCCCAGCUGUUAGGUUCUCGAGCUCGGACAGUGAAGAAAGCUGAUGCAUUUACAGAAACAGAAAAAUCUGUGUUUGACAAAAUCCGGCCAGAUUUAAAUUCUGUUUCAAGUCCCCAAAUUUCUACAACACUGGAAUCAAGUUCAGAACUGAUUUUAUUAAAACAACAAGAAGCACAAAUACUUGAGAAAUCUUCAAAUUUGCCUGCUGUAACAGAGGAUGAUAGUCAAAAGAAUGAGACUCCGACCAAUGCUUCUCAAGACAUCGAUGAUGAACUGCCAAUCUCAACGAAUAUUGGAUUUGAAAGUAUGGAUCAAGAUCAAAACGAUGCGUCCUUACUGUUAGCCAUAAGUAAUGUGCGUCCUCCCUUAGGUGUUACCGAUGCUUCCAAACCGUUACAAGGUACUUGUGAGCCUUCAGGAAUGACAGACAAUCCUGACCCCAAUCCUAGGAUGACAACCCCAGAACCUGAGAAAGUGGAUGAAUCUUCAUUGCUAAAAAAAUCUGACUCUGGUCCUGAAAAAGGCUUAAGUGAUAUCAGUAUUAAAACUGUGAUGAUGAUUGCUUCAAUAAAGGAGGAGACCAGUGCUAAUACUUUUGAUAAAAAUGUGCCGAGUUGUUCCUCCAAUGAAAAUGCUACAACUACAAAUAAAUCUGAUAGUGAGAUGUCUCAAAGAAUUUCACAGCUAGGAGAUUCUCGAGUGAAAUCACAAAAAGGCAUAGACUUAGACGAAAUAUCAGAUCUUGUUCAGUUUUAUCAUGUUGAUACAGGGCUGUAUGCAGGUGCUAAUUCAAAUAGUAAGCCACCCAGCAGAUCACGGGGCAGAGGUAGAGGUCGGGGGAGGGGGCGUGGCAAGAGGAGAGGCAGAGGACGAGGCCCUGGUCGGCCCAGGAAAGUGGUAGAAGAACCAGAAAGUGAUCCUGAAUUUGAAGACUUCAUUGAAAGACUCGAAAGGGGGGAUGAUGUCCUUCAUAAUUCUGAUGAUGAGUCGAAGAGGACAAAAUCCAUGAAAGAAAGUGAAAGCACUUCCAGUGCACAGCCUGUAGGCUCCACUCUUGUAGGGGAAGCGUUUUUGAAGUGUGACGUUGUCAAAGAGUUACCAAUGGAGACAAAUAUUGUGGCUAAAGAAGGUCAUAGUCUGCAAUGGAAAAGUAAAAGAGUGAGGUCAAAACCAUCACAGCUGAAGAAAGAUUAUGUGAUGCAUUCUCUUGGUAAGAAAAGCAGGAGACCUCACAAAGAAACUAAACAAGAAGAGACAUCUGAACCAAACCAAGUGGCAUUGCCUAGAGAGACAGCGAAUAUAGUUGUACAGAACAGCUCAAAAUCUGGCUUGAAAUUUGUUUGUGAAAAGUGUGAAUUCGCCAGUCAUGUAUUCAAGGAGUAUCGUCAGCAUUUGAAGAUUCAUCCAGAAACAGAUCCUAAAUAUUUUCUGUGUACAAAGUGUGAUUUCAAAACUACUAAAGCAAGGGAAUACAAAUUACAUAAGUACAAACACAUGUCUGAAGAAUUCAUUUGUUCUUUUUGUGAACAUCAAUCUGAAAACCAUCAAGCUUACAAGGAGCAUUCUGUGAAACAUGAGGGAGCAUUGCCAUAUUUCUGUACUGAGUGUGAAUCAAGAUUUAGAACAAAAACUCAGUUGAUGGCUCACAGGCCAAAACAUCAGCUGGUAAAACCUUUUGUGUGUGCCAUUUGCAGUGCUGGAUUCAAAUGGAAACAUGCUUUGAAGAACCACAUGAUCACUCACAACCCUACAAAAGACCACUUGUGUGAUGUCUGCGGUUAUGCAACUGCCCACAAAUCACAACUGAAGGCUCACAAACUGAUUCACUCAGGCCAGCUCUUCAAGUGCCCUGUCACAGGCUGUCAGUUUGAAGCCAUCAAACGACAAAAUCUCAAGUACCACAUGGUCACACACACACAUGAGAAGCCUCACCAGUGCGAGAUAUGUGGUCAGAGUUUCUCCCUUAUAAAAAACAUGAGGCGCCACAUGCUGCUUCAUUCCGACUCUCGACGCUACUCAUGUAAAGUCUGCAGCUUCAACACCACUCGUUACGACAAGCUCAAAGAACAUCAUUACAAACUUCACAACAUCGGUGAACAGCCAGGAGGGGUGAAGAAAACUUAUCGUCCAAAGCCACCAGCAGAAGAAUCUAUAGCCUUGAUUUCUCCAGAUGUCACUUAUGUGGCUUCUGAGGGGAUACAGAUCAACGCAGAUGGGACAAUAUCUGAAGAAGCCUUACAGCAAAUUGCGCAGCUUGCAAAUGCGCAAAAUUCAAGCAUUGUUGACAUUCAGAGCACUUCGAUUGACAUCAGUGAGCAGUCUACUCAGGAAUCAUCUGGGUACCCUAUCAUUGCGACUGUCCAGUAUACUGAUGGACAAGAAGUCCAGUACAUUGCUGAAGUUGCAGAGUGAUUGAACUCAGUAUGAGUUUCAAAUAAAAUAUUUUGAAUAAUAGUGUACAGGCAUCAAGGCUUUAGCGAGAAAAACAAGUCACAUUUGACUCUGCUUUAGUUUAGGGUGACUCUUUCAGCCAGCAGCUUCUGAUUUGAUAUCGUGCUUUGGUUUUUCUAUUCCUUUGCCUGAUUCUCUCUUUUUUUCGGGCCUGCACUUGUAGACUGAUUUUUUUGGUGUGUGUGUCAGUUUAUUGUGUUAUAGCUGAAAAGUUUCAACCAUCUCAUUUUCUCCAUUGGAAUGACUCGUUUUUCUAACAACAGUGAUACAAUGUAUAAUGUAUUGUAAUGUACCUUAUAAUGCUUCCCAUUGUUAGCAAUCAAACAUUAGAUGUAAAUUGAAGUUUUUUAAGACUGUACUCUAUUAGAUUCUGUUCUUUUUGAAAAUUGUAUUCAACUCAAUCCUUGCCUAAUCUGGUAGCUAAUCUUUAGUCUAUUCACAUUGAAGCUUUUCGGUGUAGUUUAAUUGAAUAAUCCUUUAUAAAUUGUUAUUUUGUUUAUUUUAGACUCUGAUUCAUUGACUGUGGUCAGUAUUGGAGAAGUGGGUGGCUGGAGGGUGACUAUCCAUUUUCUUUCCCUCUCUUGUUUUUGGAUGUCUUUCUUGUUUUACCUCCUGCACUAAAAGACUGUCAUGUUGUCAUAUUAAUGUGAUAUUUAUGAAAAAUAUGAUGGGAAAGUAGCAAGUGCAGAAGAGUUUUAUUGAUAUAUAUGAUAUUAGCUCCCUUUUCAAAAUGUAAGUUGUCACAAUGAUAUUUCCAUACAUGAUGCUUCCCUGCCUUCUCACAGUCCUACUGACUCCUUCCAGAAGCUUCUAAUUUGAUGUCCUGUUUCUUCUUGGCUUUUCUAUUCCUUUGCGUGAUCUCUUUCUUUAUUUCGGGCCUGCACUCCUGGACCUAUUUUGUUGGUAUUGUGUAUCUGAUUUUUUUGUUAAAGUUGAAAAUUUUUAGCCAUCUCUCUUGCUCAAUUCUUUUAUUGUUAGUCUUUUUGUUUGUUUUCAUGCUUUCGUUAAUUUUUUCUGUAUGACUUGAUUUUAAAAUUUGAAAAGGCCUUUUUAUCAGUAUGAGGCAACCUUAAAGAAUUAGGAACUUGUCAGAGUUUGGACAUUUUGACUUUUUGCUACCAUCUUAUCUCAGGGAUUGUCCUAAGUGUUCCACAGUCUUAAUUUGGAAAAGAUAUUCGAGGACUGAAGUUAUAAUGGAAAAGAAUUUAUUUUUUUUGCACGAAGUUAGAAAAACAGGUUUUAAACUUGUUUCAACAAAGAUUAUUUAUUUACAACUUAGAAACACACAGAUUUAGCUAAUUCUUUAGCUUUUUGCAUGCCAAGUUUUAAGAUUGUAUAAAAAGCAUAAAAAUGUUCACAAAUUGAAUAGAUCGGCUUCAUUGCUCCUGUCAUAAUGCACCAUUGUAUUGUGAACACACCAAUUAAAAUAAGUCUUAUCUAGCAAAUUCAGCUACAGAAAUAAAAGACAACUGCUGCAAUGGUGAUUGAAACAUAAGCGCCGAAAAGUUCUCAGUUCAAUGAGAUUCCCUGUGAUGCAGACUUGUAGGUCCUACCCACGUAGUAUGUGAUGUAAGUUCAGGUGGAGAGCCCAGAGCAUGAUCCCAUCUGGGGCAAACAUUGUUCCUUAUCAUCGAGAUUUGCAGUGGACACAUGAUCAAAAUCUUGAGAGUUAAUGAUCUGUGAUGCCGUGAACAGUACAAUGAUCACAAAUAUUCACUGCUUGAGCUUGGUCGAUCAAUAAGGUUUUCACAUAAUUAUACAUAAUAUGUGUGUAUGAGUGCUGUGCCACUGUUUGUGGGAAACAAGGAAUAUUACAGUAGAAAAAUGUACAUGUAUUAGUUUUUAAAAUGACUCUUUUAAAGUAUUUGAAUGGGGAGGGGGGUUUAUUUUGUGUGGUUUGGUCUUUCUGCCUUUAAAAAAAGUGUCAUUAUUAUUCUACUCUAUGCCCAGAGAUGUGUGGCUAUUACUAUUAUCAUGUUCUGACUCAGUAUUGACUGCUGCUCUAACAUAUAUUGGAAGUAUUGUUAGUUAAAGUAAGAAUUAUUGUUGAUGUUAUCACAUUCAUUUUGAUGCACAUUUUAUUCAACGCUCAUAUGACCUUAUGCAGUUGCAAGCGCUGUAAAACUUGUACUAAAACUAAACUAUACUAAAAACAAACAAAUGGUUUUAUGAAUGGGUUGAGAGUGGGUUGUUGCCAAUUUUUAUACUGAGUUCUGAAUAAGCAGUUUGAAAUUUUUUGUUUCCUAGCUUUUCAGCAUAAUUUUCCUUGCUGUUGUACUAAGAUUUAAAAAGUAACAGUUCCAUAUUCUUUGAAAUUUCUAUGCUGAUUUUGACCUUUGCCUUUUGUGCCAUAGGCAGAUCUUUUCUGAUCAGGCUGGAUAUUGAACUCAAUACUUUCAAAAUAAAUCAGACUGAUAAUUCAAAAUCAUAAAAGUACAAGAUAUCAUGUGUGGAUCUAAGAUUCUAAGAUGAAAAAAAUAUAUAUUUCAAGCAUCAUGCCUGUUCUACUAAACUACUAAAGUGAUGUUGUUUAUUGUUCUGUAGAUUUCAUUUCGGGAAUACAGUAUUAUACAGUCGGCUCCUUUUUCACCUUGCCUUUCAUAAAUUGUGACAUGUGGAGGUCAUCAGUUUGCAGACAUUAGAACUGUUGCAUGGACAAGGUUCCCCAAAGAUUGUUCUUAUCAUUUUCAAUACAACUGUGACUGAUUUUUUUUAGGGUAAGUUUUUUACGGCGCUCGCAACUGCAUAAGGUCAUAUUAGCAUGCGGGACACAUUAAACAUUUUCUGUUGUUUGGAAAUUUUUGCCUGGGGUGGCGGCUGAAGCUUACUCUUAAUGACUUUGGACCCCCAAGAGAUCUUUAACGUGCGCAACUUGCACACGGAACCUCCAAGAUUAUUCACCUUUGUCCGAGAAGGUUAGAUGUAGAUCCUUCCUACCAGAAGAUCAAGGGUGUGACUGAAAGACAGCAGUAAGAAGGAGCCAAGGAGUAGCAGUAGAAAGACUGCAGAAAGAGGCAGGAGCGCAGGGGAGAGGACAAAAGAGGUGAUGGGGUAUGGGCAGAAAGUGGAUACGAAAGCAGACGACAGAACAUUGCUGGAGAGAGGAAAGGAGACAAUAUUUGAGAAGAAAAAUUUCAGUUGC